CAGUGCUGGGAUGACUAUGGAGACCCAAAUGUCUCAGAAUGUAUGUCCCAGAAACCUGUGGCUGCUUCAAUCAUUGACAGUUUUGCUGCUGCUGGCUUCUGCAGACAGUCAAGCUGCAGCUCCCCCAAAGGCUGUGCUGAAACUCGAGCCCCCGUGGAUCAACGUGCUCCAGGACGACUCUGUGACUCUGACAUGCCGGGGGGCUCACAGCCCUGAGAGCGACUCCACUCAGUGGUUCCACAAUGGGAAUCUCAUCCUCACCCACACGCAGCCCAGCUACAGGUUCAAGGCCAACAACAAUGACAGUGGGGAGUACAGGUGCCAGACUGGCCAGACCAGCCUCAGCGACCCUGUGCAUCUUACUGUGCUUUCCGAGUGGCUGGUGCUCCAGACCCCUCACCUGGAGUUCCAAGAGGGAGAAACCAUCGUGCUGAGGUGCCACAGCUGGAAGGACAAGCCUCUGGCCAAGGUCACAUUCUUCCAGAAUGGAAAAUCCAAGAAAUUUUCCUAUUCGGAUCCCAACUUCUCCAUCCCACAAGCAAACCACAGUCACGGUGGUGAUUACCACUGCACAGGAAACAUAGGCCACACGCUGUUCUCAUCUAAGCCUGUGACCAUCACUGUCCAAGCGCCCAGCUCUUCACCAAUGGGGAUCAUUGUGGCUGUGGUCACUGGGAUUGCUGUAGCGGCCAUUGUUGCUGCUGUAGUGGCCUUGAUCUACUGCAGGAAAAAGAGGAUUUCAGCUCUCCCAGGAAACCCUGAGUGCAGGGAAAUGGGAGAGACCCUCCCUGAGAAACCAGCCAAUUCCACUGAUCCUGUGAAGGCUGCCCAAUUUGAGCCACCUGGACGUCAAAUGAUUGCCAUCAGAAAGAGACAACUUGAAGAAACCAACAAUGACUAUGAAACAGCUGAUGGCGGCUACAUGACUCUCAACCCCAGGGCACCUACUGACGAUGAUAAAAACAUCUACCUGACUCUUCCUCCCAAUGACCAUGUCAACAGUAAUAAUUAAAGAGUAAUGUUAUGCCAUGUGGUCACACUCUCAGCUUGCUGAGUGGAUGACAAAAAGAGGGGAAUUGUUAAAGGAAAAUUUAAAUGGAGACUGGAAAAAUUCCUGAGCAAACAAAACCACCUGGCUCUUAGAAAUAGCUUUAACUUUGCUUAAACUACAAACACAAGCAAAACUUCACUGGGGUCAUACUACAUACAAGCACAAGCAAAACUUAACUUGGAUCGUUUCUGGUAAAUUCUUAUGUUAGAAAUAAGACAACCCCAGCCAAUCAUAGGCAGCCUACUAACAUAUAAUUAUGUGACUAGGGACUUUCUAACAAGAUACCUACCCCCAAAAAACAAUUAUGUAAUUGAAAACCAAUCAAUUGUCUUUAUUUUGCUUCCACAUUUUCCCAAUAAAUACUUGCCUAUGACAUUUUGCCACUGGAACACUAAACUUCAUGAAUUGUGCCUCAGAUUUUUCCUUUAACCUUUUUUUUUUUUUUUUUUUUUUUGAGACAGAGUCUCAAUCUGUUACCCAGGCUGGAGGGCAGUGGUGCUAUCUUGGCUCACUGCAAACCCGCCUCUCAGGUUUAAGCGAUUCUCAUGCCUCAGCCUCCCAGUAGCUGGGAUUACAGGCAUGUGCCAUCAUGCCCAGCUAAUUUUUGUAUUUUUUAUUUAUUUUUUGGUAGAGACGGGGUUUCGCAAUGUUGGCCAGGCUGAUCUCGAACUUCUGGCCUCAAGUGAUCUGCCUGCCUUGGCCUCCCAAAGUGCUGGGAUGACCAGCAUCAGCCCCCAUGCCCGGCCUCUUUGACAUCUUCUUUCCUAUGCCCUCUCUGUGGAUCCCUACUGCUGGUUUCUGCCUUCUCCAUGCUGAGAACAAAAUCACCUAUUCACCGCUUAUGCAGUCGGAAGCUCCAGAAGAACAAAGAGCCCAAUUACCAGAACCACAUUAAGUCUCCAUUGUUUUGCCUUGGGAUUUGAGAAGAGAAUUAGAGAGGUGAGGAUCUGGUAUUUCCUGGACUAAAUUCCCCUUGGGGAAGACAAAGGGAUGCUGCAGUUCCAAAAGAGAAGGACUCUUCCAGAGUCAUCUACCUGAGUCCCGAAGCUCCCUGUCCUGAAAGCCACAGACAAUAUGGUCCCAAAUGACUGACUGCACCUUCUAUGCCUCAGCCCUUCUUGACAUCAAGAAUCUUCUGUUCCACAACCACACAGCCAAUACAAUUAAUCAAACCACUGUUAUUAACAGAUGUAGCAACAUGAGAAAUGCUUAUGUUACAGGUUACAUGAGAACAAUCAUGUAAGUCUAUAUGACUUCAGAAAUGUUAAAAUAGACUAACCUCUAACAACAAAUUAAAAGUGAUUGUUUCAAGGUGA
This is a messenger RNA of Pongo pygmaeus (Bornean orangutan), 2367 nucleotides long. RefSeq names its product Fc gamma receptor IIa (gene FCGR2A). Gene Ontology annotation, molecular function: IgG receptor activity; IgG binding. Gene Ontology annotation, cellular component: external side of plasma membrane. The transcript is spliced from 8 exons. Gene Ontology annotation, biological process: positive regulation of phagocytosis; antibody-dependent cellular cytotoxicity; positive regulation of tumor necrosis factor production. The coding region runs from base 11 to 1012 and encodes 333 amino acids. NCBI's taxonomy places the organism in Eukaryota, Metazoa, Chordata, Mammalia, Primates, Hominidae. The record is from RefSeq and is a predicted model, not a curated record.